UAUCUGGCCGCUGCGCCGACCGUAGUAGCUCUGGAAAUGUGGCCUGAAACGCCCUCACCUGCUUGACACCAUCGACUCAAAGAUCAUUAUUAUUCUGACGUUGAUCAGCUCCUUGUGUAUCAUCAUUUUGGUCAAUGCCGGAUAGUGUUUGUUGAAGAUUUCCUCGCGCCGUGAUGCUAUCGACCUGAACGCCGCACUCCGCUAUCCAUCGCGUGGCCCCAUCUCCAGUACAACCGACCAUCGAAUUGAGCAAAUCCGUCAAGCGGGCAGCCGAAAUGCUCCAGAACCCAGGGCAUGUUGCCUCGUGGCGAUUAUCGUACGCGGUAAUCACCGCUCUCCUAGCGAGUGUUGUACACUCGAGCCCCUCCGUCAAUGUUGCACUCCAAGCUUCAUUCGACUCCGCCCCAUACCUCGUGGAACUACUUGAAGUUGCAGCCGAAGAAAACCCAACGUCAUAUUUCCCGUUACUUGACCGUCUCGCCGAAGGAGCCUUUGACGACGCCGUGACGGACAAAGAACUAUACGACCGCUUCUUGCAGGUUGCAGUCGACGACGGACACCUCGCCAACCCAGAGAGCCUUUCGUCUUUUAAACUAUCGCUAUCGAUCCGAUCUGCCAGUCCGCGAAUCGCCGCCCACUACCAGUUCUAUAAUGCCUCGGUACAGCAUUCGCUUAUGGCGGCGCAGGAUGCUGCCUGUCCGGUCUGGGUACACUCGGAUGGAAAGCAGUACUGCUCUUCUACGAUGGAGCGAGCGCAGCAGGACGUGCUAGGGGAGCUGGACGGACAAGAGCUACCCUUUGACCGAAUCAUGGGACACGGCUCGUUGCCUCCGGCGAUUCUAUAUGCUGAUGUGGCUUCUCCAAUGUUUAGGGAUUUCCACCAGACGCUCAGUGCCCUUGCAAAGGAGGGAGAGAUCUCGUAUCGGGUUCGGUAUCGGCCGCCUCAGCACUGGAGCUCGCGCCCUCUCUUUGUCUCUGGUUAUGGUGUUGAAUUGGCUUUGAAGCGCACAGAUUAUAUCGUCAUUGACGACCGUGAUGCUGAACAGAGAGACUCAAGCGGCGAAGCUACGUUGGCGGAAACGGAAGAAUCACCAGAUGACCUCCGACCGCUAUCAUCGUCAGAAGUGGCCCGCCUUGGAUAUAACACAGUCGGCUUCGUCGCAGAUAGCGCCGACCCGCUCGACACACUUGUGAAGCUGUCUCAGGACUUUCCUAAAUACUCUUCGACAAUUGCUGCGCACAACGCGAGCGUGGAACUACUGCAAGAAAUCCGCACUAACCGCCUAGAAAUGCUUCCCUCCGGGGCUAAUGCGUUGUGGAUAAACGGUGUCCAGAUUGAUCCCCGACAGAUAGAUGCUUUCUCACUUGUUGACCACCUCCGCCGCGAAAGAAGGUUAAUCGAAAGUUUCCGAAGCCUAGGUCUUUCUGCGCAGGAGGCUGUUGCUCUUCUGGCACAUGAGACCGUUGCAGAAUCGGCGGCGCAGGACACGCCUCAGCGGUAUGAUUACCGCGACGAGAUCGAAGGUGGCGGCGUUAUUAUCUGGUUGAACGACCUCGAAAAGGACGCAAAGUACGAGUCCUGGCCCGCUGAUCUAGCAGCGUACCUUCGACGGACGUACCCUGGCCAGCUUCCGGCUGUGCGCCGCGACCUGAACAACAUCGUGUUUCCUAUUGACCUUUCCAGCCCUCAAGAUGUGGAUUUGGUUACGACUACAAUUCAAGUCUUCGUGAAGAGAAAAAUACCCGUGAAAUUUGGCGUUGUUCCCACGUCUUACUCGCCAGGCUCGACAGCUCAACUAAAGGUGGCUCACUAUCUGCAAGAAACAUAUGGUUUGGCCAGUCUCAUGGCUUAUCUAGAAGAGAGUGCUAGAAAAGGCAAGCUGGCGACUCCGGAUAAAGCCACCUUCUUGGCCGCCACGCAAGGCCGGACAACUAGAGCAGAGAAACAAGCCCUUUCGCUAGAUGAGGUUCUAAGCAGCGAAGAACUUGCUUCUUUAGUCUCUCGUACAAUACACUACCAAGACCGCCUUGGUAUCAAGAGUGACGCUUCCGUUACGCUCGUCAAUGGUAUCCCAAUCAGUCGCGGUGAAAACUGGCCUCAGGAAAUGAGCGCGAAGAUUGAUAAAGACCUGCGCGUGAUUCAGCAAGGCAUCAUCGAGGGACAGUUUGAAGAAGAGACCUGGCUACCUGGGCUCUUCCUUGCUCAGGCAUUUGCUCGACGAGUGCCGUGGAUCAUUCCGGAGGACCCCAAGGACGUCAAGCUCGUUGAUUUGACCAAGGUCUCGAAAUUGCUGGAUGGAGUGCCUCGAAUUGCGUCUCAAGUUGAGCCGCUAGAAAGCGUUCAUAUGAUUGUGAUAGGAGAUUUUGACUCUGAGGCUGGGUUGAAAUUGCUUACCUCCGCGCUUGACCUCCGGGAGAAGCAGGCGAAGACUGAGAUUCUGUUCCUCCAUAAUCCGGAUGAGCUCUCAGAACAAAAAGCGUCGGCAGUUGUAUAUCGUGCCCUGAAUGGCAAGAAGGAAGUCAACGCCGAGCAAUUGUUGACCGAGGUUACAUCUGCUCCUUCAGAGGAAGCACCAGAAGCGUCCGACUUUUGGACAAGACUCCAGCCGUUGGUCGAGACGCUGGGUCUCUCUCCCGGAGAGACUGGAAUUGUCGUCAACGGCCGGGUUGCCAAACCCACUCAGGACGUGACACCAGAAGACUUUGGCCAGCUUUUCCUCUACGAGGACAUCAACCGGAUUGGCCCUGUCACAAAAGCGGCCAAAGACUUGUCGCUUACCUCCAAGGUGUCCGAUCCGCUUUCUUUCGCGAAGCUGACAUCGCUAGUUGCCCUGUCGACCGUCUCGGAUGUCCCUGAAGGCCUUUUCGAAACGUCGUCCGACGUACGAGUUGACUUUUACAAGAACUGGACCGGCUCUGGUUCAAUUAUUACUGUUGCAGGCUCUGAUGACCCUGCAAUCACCAUCGCGGCGUCCAUUGACCCCACGUCCGAGCAUGCCCAAAGAUGGUUGCCCAUCCUGAAAGUACUCUCAAGUCUAGACGGUGUCACGCUCAAGCUCCUUAUGAAUCCCCGGGAUGAGCUACGCGAGCUUCCCAUCAAACGGUUCUACCGUUAUGUUCUCGACCCAGAGCCUUCAUUCGGUGACGAGGGCUCUGUUCUGCGUCCCACAGCUACAUUCUCUGGAGUCCCGGUCGAAGCACUUCUCACACUUGGUAUGGAUGUUCCGCCGUCGUGGCUUGUCGCACCACAGGAUUCGAUUCAUGACCUCGACAACAUCAAGUUGGGCUCAGUGAAAGGAUCCAAUGUAGACGCUGUGUACGCCCUAGAGCACAUCCUGAUUGAAGGACAUUCGCGUGACUUGACCACGAAAUCCCCUCCCCGAGGCGUCCAGCUUGUUCUCGGAACGGAAGACAACCCAUACUUUGCCGAUACAAUCGUCAUGGCCAAUCUUGGCUAUUUCCAGUUCAAAGCGCAGCCAGGACUGUGGAAUAUUAAUCUCAAGCCAGGCCGGAGUGAACGCAUCUUCAACCUCGACAGCCUGGGCAUAUUGGGUUACUCUCCUCAGCCCGGCGACGACAGCAACCAAGUCGCACUCCUCUCCUUCCAGGGCAAGACUCUCUUCCCUCGGCUCUCACGAAAGAAGGGCCAAGAAAACGAAGACGUCCUUGAGACCGGGUCAAAGCCUGGAUCAGCCACAAACUUCCUCUCCAAGGGCCUCAACUUUGCUUCGGGCGUCCUAUCCAGCGUCGGCGUCAACUCUAAGAACUUGGAAGAGCAUGCCGACAUUAACAUCUUCUCUGUCGCCAGCGGCCACCUCUACGAGCGCAUGCUCAACAUCAUGAUGGUCUCGGUCAUGCGCAAUACCAAACACACGGUCAAAUUCUGGUUCAUCGAGCAAUUCCUCUCCCCCUCGUUCAAAUCCUUCCUGCCCCACCUCGCCGCCGAAUACGGCUUCACCUACGAAAUGGUCACCUACAAAUGGCCGCAUUGGCUGCGCGCACAAAAGGAAAAACAACGUGAGAUCUGGGGGUACAAGAUCCUUUUCUUGGACGUGCUCUUCCCGCUCUCCCUCGACAAAGUCAUCUUCGUUGACGCCGACCAAAUCGUCCGCACAGACAUGCAUGAUCUCGUCACGCUGGACCUCGAGGGCGCCCCCUACGGGUUCACACCCAUGUGCGAUUCCCGCGAGGAAAUGGAGGGCUUCCGCUUCUGGAAGCAGGGGUACUGGAAGAACUUCCUCCGCGGUCUACCCUACCACAUCUCCGCGCUGUACGUCGUCGACCUCAAUGCCUUCCGCGCAAUGGCCGCAGGUGAUCGGCUUCGCGGGCAGUACCAGAUGCUCUCGGCGGACAAGAACAGCCUGAGUAACUUGGACCAGGACCUGCCGAACCACAUGCAGCAUCAUAUUCCGAUCAAGAGUCUGCCGCAGGAGUGGCUGUGGUGCGAGACUUGGUGCUCGGAUGAGGCGCUCGGGCAGGCGAGGACGAUCGAUCUGUGUAAUAAUCCGCAGACCAAGGAGCCGAAGCUGGAGAGGGCGAGGAGGCAGGUUCCGGAGUGGACGGAGUAUGAUAGGGAGAUUGCGGAGCUGGCGAGGAAGGUUCAGGGUGCUGGGGAGGAAGUCAUCGAAGACGUUCCUGUAGAAGAAGAAGAGGAGGAGGAGGAGGAGGAGGAAACAGCUGCCGAGUGGAAGAAGGAUGAGCUUUGA
This is a messenger RNA of Aspergillus calidoustus, 4706 nucleotides long. The record is from the annotation of a GenBank genome assembly. Lineage: Eukaryota; Fungi; Ascomycota; Eurotiomycetes; Eurotiales; Aspergillaceae.